CACACGCAGAGCUCGAGAGACCACAUGUUCUUAUUCUAUUCUCAAGUACAUGUAUGAUGUUCUGGAUCGCACAUAUUUUAUUCUGGUGCUACACUUUCGCUUUAUCUUCAUGUAAUAUUAAAGUACAUCGCCCCAAAUUUGCCACGUUACUACCAUCCCGGCGAGGAGUCAAGUCAGCGCCGAUGGCUGAGCCGGAAGUGGCAGCAGCAGCAGAGGAGGCAGAUCGUUUUUACAGUGCUAACAAACCAACCGAGAUGUAUGUCCAUUUGAUACGCUUCAAAGAUACCACUCACGAUGAGCUUCUUUGGCGUCUAGCCAGGGCCUGUUGGUCAGUGGGUCAACUGGACAGAACAAGCAAGGACGAGAAGAAGAAACUGACCUUUGAUUUACAUGACUUUGCCAAGAGGGCACUGAAGGCAAAUGAUCAGAACUUUGCUAGCCACAAGUGGUAUGCUAUUUCCUUGAGUGAAAUAGGGGACUAUUUAGGAACAAAGAUGAAAAUUGAAAAUGCCUUUACCAUCAAGGAUCAUUUUGUGCGAGCCACGGAAUUGAACCCUCAGGAUGCUACAUCUAUACAUUUGCUUGGUCGUUGGUAUUUCACAUUUGCUGAUAUGGGAUGGGUUCAGAGAAAAAUAGCUACCACAGUCUUUGCAACACCCCCCAGUGGAACUUAUGACGAGGCUAUUGAAAAAUUCCUCCAUGCAGAGAAAAUGAAACCAAACUUCUAUAGCAAGAACCUGUUGUGGCUAGGAAAGACGUAUCUCAAGAAGGGUGAUAAAACUUCAGCUCGUACUUAUUUUGAAAAAGCUUUAAACUACUCUAAGGAGACAGAUGAAGAUAAAGAGGUAGUCGAGCAGGCAAGGCUACAUCUAAAGUCACUAUAGCACAACUAAUCAUGACAUCUAAGUACAUAACUGGACCAACAUGCCGCUGUACUACAAGAGCUAUUUUAAGUAUAAUAUCUACAUCUCUGUAAAUUAGUAGGCCUACAGUCGGACAAAGGAGCACACGCCUGGUAUUCAAGGAGAUUUAAAAUACAUAUUAAAUGCUGGCACACAUGUUAUCUUCCUACAGACACUUGAAUUAUACAAUGCUCAUGCAGAUGCCAUGAAUAAUGCUGAUUUUUUUAAAAACUGGAUUAGUGCCAGUCUUUGCUGUUCGGCUUCUAAUUAAAUGACCCGGUAGUUGUGUUUCUGCCUUCAGCAGGCGGAGGUCAAUUGCAUAUAUAGCUUGCUGUUCUGUAUAUAGAGAGAAUCUGGAUAUCUCGUUGGACCUCCCCUUCCUGAUUGGCCCACACAUGCCACUGUGGUUUGAAUUGCCACUGCCCAACCUGUGAUCAGAGCCAUACAUGUAUGUCUGCACUUUUUUCAUCUAGCUAGUGGUAUUUUAGCAGUGCUAGCAAGUUAAUACACUGUCCAAUUUUUGUAAUGAAGAUGGCAACAAGUAUUGUAUUAGUACCUUGAAUGCCUGGGCAUGUGCCCCUUUAUCAUGUUAUCUUUUUUUCUUCAAAGGCAAAUGAAAAUUUAAUUUAUUUCAUUUUAAUACAUAAUCAUCUAAUUCAAUUAUUCCUCUUUAUUUUGAUACCUGAUAUGAGACAAACACUUCACGCAUUAAUGAGCAAGACCGGUAUGAAAUUUUAAUGUAAAAAACAAGAUUGGUUUGUGAUACGACCGUGCUUAUUCGACGAUUAUUAGCAUUUCUUUUGUAUUCUUUGUUUAGAUUCUUUCACUGAUCCCUAAAAUGAGUGUGGAUUCAGAUUCACACAUGAGUUUCUUGGCAAUUCAUUUCUGAUAUUCCUCAAUAUUUAUUGUUUGUAAUCUGCCAUGCGUGGACUAUUUGCUAAGCUGUUGGUUUCAUAUUAGAGAUGAGAUCGUACUUUUGCCAUGAGUAACUAAUCUAUAGUAAAAAAAAACAUUUAAUAAUUAUGAAAUCUAUCUCUGAAAAUGGGUUUCCUUUUUUUGUGGGACGCACUGUAUAGUUUCCAUAAUGACAAACUUACAAUAGUUGUUUACUCUUUUACUGAAGUGGAUCCCCUGUCAAUUUGUUAUUUGCUUGUCUCCAUCAUGAAGGAUUCUUAAGGUUGUUUUUGAGUUGUCAUUUCAGAUAUUAGUUUCACUUUUUUUUGUAUGAGAUUAUUUGCAGGAGUGUGAAAUACUCAGAGAGUUCAGCGUUGUAUUACAAUGUAUUACUUUUUAUGUUUAUUUGGCGAGAUUCAUGUAUACCUGAAAAGGUAAAGGAACUUUUGCAGAUUUUACCUUUUCGACUUGACACUUUUACUAGUGGUCACUCAAAGCCCUGUAUUUGAAUAAAUUCUCCAAUCAUUUCAAACCCCCAAAUGAUUUGGGUUUUUUCUGAAAAUUUAAUAUAUGUGCAAUAUUUCAUCACCUGCAAGUGUUCACAGAUUAUAACGGAAGCAACAGUCUUUCGGUUCCAUUGGUGAAAUAUUUUAAAUGUCAUAAACCUAUUGAAAGAGCUACAAAUGCAAGAAAUGCUGGUUAUUUGAUGAUUAUGACAAUAUACAUGAAUUGCAUUACAAGGACAGGGUUCCCAGCCCAUCAGGGAAAUCAGGGACAGUUAUUUUACUUUUUCCAGUCAGGGAAAAAUCAUGGAAUUUGAUUUUAAAAAUACCUCAAAUCAGGGAAAAAUCAGGGAAUUUUGAUCAGCCCAAAUAUCAAAAGCAUGGUAGUCAGUCUGUUAUAUUUUGCUGCAUAUCAAAAUUAUUAUCAUGACAGUUCAUAGUAACAAUUAUGCAAUGGGGCAGUUGGUUUGAAUGGUCAUCAAAUUUCUGGAAUCAUCAAACAUGCAUUCAUACUCAGAGAGUAAACAAGAUACGGGCAAAAUGAUUGCAAUUGAUAGGUCAAUAAUCACUUGGGCAAGAUUAUUUGAAGUUCUUGGAUCGAGAAGCAGAUCAGCAUUUGAGUGCGAAUUUGCAAGUGAUUGCAAGACUUCCGAUUGAUUUUAGGACCCAAAGUUGACUUGUUAUUGAUUGCCAGUUUCUUGCAACACCCCAUCAGUAAUGUAGACGAGAUGACGGGCAUUACUUGGCCCCGUCUUACAAAUAUUUGCAAUUGAUCCGAUCGAUCACAGCUAUGGACGGCCAGCAAAAUCUACAUCUAAAAUGUACCCGGUAUGUUUGUUCAAAAGAUUUUCUAGAUAUGAUGUAUAUGCAUAAAUUCAUCAUUCUCUUGAAAAUUCAGUGAUUUUUUUUCUGCAUAAUUCCUGUUUUUGUAUAAAUAUUGUGGUAUGGAUGAAUGUCCAUAGAGUCGAGAUUGAUUGGAUCAAUCGUAACUCUAUGUAAGAUGGGGACCUGAACUGACAAGGCCAGAUUAACUUAGUGCAAUGAUGUGGUCAGUAAUCCGACAAUGUUUUUUUUUUCAGAUAUUCCUCGUUAGAUUUAAUGAAAUGUUUUUGUCUGUGGUGAUUAGUUAUGUUUACUUGGGUUUUGCAGAUUAGCCAUGUGAUUAAGGUCCUCAAAACCACCAUCAUCAUCUUCAUCAUCACCACACCACUAUCGUGACCACCAUUACCAAAACCAUAAUCACUGUCAUCAUCAUUUAGUAUCAUCACCAUCAUAGUCACAUAUUCAUCCUCAUUACUGCCACCACCAUUUCAUCAUAUUGGCCAGAAAUUUAAAAGGGGUAUAUAUUAGGAUUUACCUUGCAAUAUACAUUUAUAUUAGUGGGAUAAUUUUUGUUUAUUCUGGUGGUCAGAGUUUAAGAAUCAUGGUUUUAACAUAUAUUGACAUUCCCAUUUAAUUCAAAGUGUUAUUUUGAGAUUGCGUCAGGCUGUUAUUGCAUUUCCGAUUUCCCUGUGAGAAAUGGCUAAAAUUCAGAAGUUUUGUAUCAUUGAAGAGCUCCCUUAUGCAUUUUGUAAAAAGUAUGAAUAACUGCACUUUAUUAAAGAAUUGGCUGAAUAUAUCAUAUAUUGUGUGUAUGUUUGUUUGAAAAUCAUGUUGAGGGUUUACAACCCUAACUCUGAGUGCCGUUGAGUUUGAUAUAUGAUCCUUAUAUUCUCAUAUAUGUUUUGAACAUGCCGAAGAUAACUCCUUAGUUUUUGUAAUGUCUAAAGAAAACGUAAUAUAUAUUAAAACAUAUAUAUUAUUUAGGAGACCUUGCCUCACAAAUUAUUGGGUACAGAGGUUUGUAAAAUGAAUGGUGAAUUCUAAUAAAGUCUGAAAAUAUAUCAUGAA
Messenger RNA from Lytechinus pictus (painted urchin), 4189 nucleotides. RefSeq names its product regulator of microtubule dynamics protein 1-like. The record is from RefSeq and is a predicted model, not a curated record. Gene Ontology annotation, molecular function: microtubule binding. Lineage: Eukaryota; Metazoa; Echinodermata; Echinoidea; Temnopleuroida; Toxopneustidae. The transcript is spliced from 8 exons. Bases 54 to 884 code for a protein of 276 amino acids. Gene Ontology annotation, cellular component: mitotic spindle pole; mitochondrion; cytoplasm.